GUCGGUCUAGUCAUUUUGAACAAACGGUAGGGGUCUGACUGUGGCCUAGACCACUCUUAAAACAUCACUAUUUGGUCCGGUUUACAUUCAGCUGUCUGAUGCUUGUCUAAUCCUCAAAUUUGGAUAUAUUUCUAGAAAACAUAACCCAUAACCAUGAAAAUUUGGACAAGUGAACACACAUUUAACCAUCCAUGGGAAAAAGUUGCCACUGCAGCUUGGAGGAAAUACCCAAAUCCACACAAUACAGCAGUUAUUGGUACUGAUGUUGUAGAAAGAAAAGUAGUGGAUGGAGUAUUACACACACAUAGACUGGUUAGCUCGAUUUGGUAUUUUCCUAGAUGGGCACAAGCACUCAUAGGUUCUGCAAAGAUCUGCUACGCCAGCGAACAGUCAGAAGUAAACCCCUCUCUCCGCCACAUGGUUCUAAAAACAAUAAAUCUCACCUUUUGCCGACAUAUAGCCGUCAACGAAACCUUGAAAUACACUCCACAUCCUUCCGACCCCACCAAAACCCUUCUUAAACAAGAGGCAGUCGUAACAGUAAAGGGAGUACCUCUAACAAACUAUAUGGAGGAUCUAUUAACCACCAAAAUAUCAAAUAACGCAGGCAAGGGUAGGCAAGCUAUGGAAUGGGUGAUCAACAAAUUAAACGAUGAAGUCAAAGACUUAACAAGGAGUACGGAUGAAAUUUUUAGCCAUACCAAAAGGUCGCUGGACGAUAUAGCGACCAGUGCAAAGAAGUCGAUGGGGGACAUCUCACAGAAAGCAAAGAAGAGCCUGGACGACAUGCAAACGAUGACUCUGAGCUAAUUUCUUCUGUACUAUUUCUUUUCGAUAGUUAGCACAAUUUUUUUGAAUUGCUACAAGAGGAAAUCGCUAGGUUAUCUAAUUACGUCUAAAGUCUGAUUAAUUUGUACGGUAUGGUUGUCAAACAAUAAAACUGUGA
Diabrotica balteata is the source of this 946-nucleotide messenger RNA. The record is from the annotation of a GenBank genome assembly. NCBI's taxonomy places the organism in Eukaryota, Metazoa, Arthropoda, Insecta, Coleoptera, Chrysomelidae.